CAUAUAUGUAGUUGUAAACAGAAAUUUUCAAUAAUUUCAUAAAUUAAUUAUAGUAUAAUUAUUUUUGAAAAUGAGCAACCGCAAUCCUAACACACUUAUGAGCAUUCCAGACGAACAGUUUGAUUAUCUAUUCAAAAUAGUAUUAAUUGGUGAUUGCGGAACAGGAAAAACAUGCAUUGUUCAACGUUUGAAGUCUGGGAAUUUUAUAGAAAGUCACGGAAAUACAAUAGGCGUAGAUUUUUCUAUGAAAACGUUAAUAGUAGACGGGAAGAAAGUCAAGCUUCAGAUAUGGGAUACUGCAGGACAAGAAAGAUUCAGGACAAUCACACAGAGCUAUUAUCGUUCUGCUAAUGGAGUAAUAGUAGUGUAUGACAUAACAAAAAGAUCAACAUUUCUAUCACUUCAAAAAUGGAUAGAAGAGGUUAGAAGGUAUACAUCCUCCAAUGUUAUUGUUUCAUUGAUUGGCAACAAGUGUGACCUAACAGAACAAAGAGAAGUGGAGCCGGAUGAACCAAAAUCUUUCUGCCGCUAUGUUCCAGAGAUAAUGUUUGUAAUGGAGACAUCAGCUAAAGACAAUACCAAUGUUGAAGACACAUUCCGUAGUUUGGCUACAGAAUUAAAGAGACAACAUGACAACAGUGAAGGACCACCAAUUGAAUCAGACUCUGUAGUCCUAGGAGAAAGUCACUCUGUGAGUAGAUGUCAACCAUGCCGUUCGUCUUAAAUUAGUACUAAUAAUACCUCACUUGCCAUUAUAGGUAUACAUAAUUAUGUUUAGUUUAUAAUUUUUUCAAAUUGUACUUUAUACAGUGCUACAAGUACAGGAAUAGAUUUAAAUCGAUGCAGCAACACAUCCAAUUUUUCAUGUCACAGAAGUGGGGUGACGAGAAAAGCGAAUAAAAUAGGUAAAAUACACUUUACCAUAUCAAAAUUUAAAAAAAUGCUUCUGGCAGUAUGGCGAAGCACCUCGCGGCGCAUCAACGUCUGGUACCGAUGUAACACUGACAGUAUAAUCUACCUCUAACCUUUUGAAAUAGGAAUAAUGUACUUAUAUUGACACUCAACGAAUGGAAAUAUUUGUUUGAAAUACGGGGAUGUCUUUGCUCGGCGGGGGAGUAUUAAAGGGGGACGUAUGGUUGAUAAUGUAUAGCAGAUCUCAUGUAGAGGUAACACUUGCAUCUAUUUCUAUCUACGUCUGUGGCAACAAGUAUAAGUUGACGAUUUGCGGCUCACGAGUUGCGUAUAUUGGACUCUAUGGAAGUAUGUUAUAUAUAUUAUGUAUUAUGUUAUAUUAUAAAUAUAUCCACUAUCAAUACAACAGGGCUCCUG
Molecule: messenger RNA, 1329 nt
Organism: Achroia grisella
Lineage: Eukaryota; Metazoa; Arthropoda; Insecta; Lepidoptera; Pyralidae
Gene: Rab19
Product: ras-related protein Rab-43
Exons: 4
Coding region: 71-724 (217 amino acids)
Cellular component (GO): trans-Golgi network
Molecular function (GO): GTP binding; GTPase activity
Source: RefSeq, a predicted model, not a curated record